AACAAACGUCACCUUCCCUUUGGUGAGCAAGGUGUGUUCACGUGAGGUUGUGUGGUCCCUCCGAAAUAGGUCACACAAUCCUCAGAAUUUCGUGAAAUAUUCUUGUAAAAUAAAAAAAAAAACACAAAAAUAAGAAAAAUACAAAAAAAUAGAAAAAUAAUAAAAUAACAUAAACGGGAAUCACUCGCUUAUUAGUUAGUGUACGUAAGCGUGCAACGUGGUCUAAGGAAUUCGAUAGGUAAUAAAGAGAAAGUGAAGUAGUAUUUCGCGUGCUUCUAAUUAAUGAUUUAUUUUAUACUGUGUCAAUAAACUAUCAAAAAUGAAUCCUGGACCACCAAACUAUCCAAUGGCAUCUCUUUAUGUCGGAGAUUUGCACUCUGAUAUAACUGAAGCCAUGUUGUUCGAGAAAUUCUCAACAGCGGGCCCUGUACUAUCAAUUAGAGUAUGCCGUGAUAUGAUAACACGUAGAUCACUUGGAUACGCUUAUGUGAACUUCCAACAGCCUGCUGAUGCUGAGAGGGCAUUGGAUACCAUGAAUUUUGACAUUAUAAAAGGCAGACCGAUAAGAAUUAUGUGGUCUCAGCGUGAUCCAUCGCUUCGAAAGUCUGGAGUUGGAAAUGUUUUUAUUAAAAACCUUGACAAAACAAUUGACAACAAAGCAAUGUAUGAUACAUUUUCUGCUUUCGGCAAUAUUCUGAGCUGUAAGGUUGCCCAAGACGAAAAUGGAGCCUCAAAAGGUUAUGGUUUUGUCCACUUCGAGACUGAAGAAGCAGCUAAUAAGUCUAUUGACAAAGUUAAUGGUAUGUUACUGAAUGGUAAAAAGGUCUAUGUAGGAAGGUUCAUUCCCCGUAAAGAACGUGAAAAGGAAUUAGGAGAAAAGGCAAAACUUUUCACCAAUGUGUAUGUCAAAAAUUUUGGUGAAGAUUUCUCUGAUGAGAUGCUUAAAGAAAUGUUUGAGAAAUAUGGACGUAUAACAAGUCAUAAAGUUAUGUACAAGGAUGAUGGCGCCUCUAGAGGAUUCGGUUUUGUUGCAUUUGAAGAUCCUGAUGCUGCUGAAAGAGCUUGUAUAGAACUUAAUGGCAAAGAAUUGGUGGAAGGGAAACCUUUAUAUGUAGGACGUGCUCAAAAAAAAGCAGAACGUCAAAAAGAGCUUAAGCGUAAAUUUGAGCAACUGAAGUCUGAACGUUUGACUCGCUAUCAAGGCGUUAACUUGUAUGUGAAGAAUUUGGAUGACACAAUUGACGACGAAAAACUGCGUAAAGAAUUUGCUCCAUUUGGCACUAUAACUUCUGCUAAGGUGAUGCUUGAAGAUGGCCGCAGCAAAGGAUUUGGAUUUGUUUGCUUUUCAUCUCCUGAAGAAGCCACUAAAGCAGUAACUGAGAUGAAUGGCAGAAUCGUUGGUACUAAGCCGUUAUAUGUUGCACUUGCACAACGUAAGGAAGAUAGAAAAGCACAUCUGACAUCCCAAUAUAUGCAACGUAUGGCAAGUAUGAGGAUGCAACAAAUGGGUCAGAUAUUCCAACCUGGUGGUGCUGGUGGGUACUUCGUACCUACAAUACCACCAGCUCAAAGAUUCUAUGGACCAGCUCAAAUGACCCAAAUACGUCCAACACCACGCUGGACGGCACAGCCACCAGUUAGGCCUAGCAAUCAAACAGCAGCGUCUGCUUAUCCCAACAUGCAAGCACCAUUCCGUCCAGCUCCAAGGGGACCUACUCAAACAGCUCUGCGUACGUCUCUUGGAGCUAGGCCAAUCACAGGUCAACAAGGCGUUGCUACGGCUGGCUCAAUUCGUGCUCCACUGGUGCCUAGUGGUCGUCCAGCUGGCUAUAAAUAUACUUCAAACAUGCGCAAUCCACCAGCACCACAACCAGCAGUUCACAUUCAAGGACAGGAGCCCCUCACUGCUAGUAUGUUAGCGGCGGCUCCCUUACAGGAACAGAAACAGAUGUUAGGUGAACGUCUCUUCCCACUCAUCCAGAGAAUGCAUCCAGAACUCGCAGGAAAAAUAACUGGUAUGCUUCUAGAGAUUGACAACUCUGAGCUGCUUCACAUGUUGGAGCAUGGAGAGUCUUUGAAGGCUAAGGUAGAUGAAGCUGUUGCUGUUUUGCAAGCUCACCAAGCUAAACAGCAGGCUACUAAGAAAGAUUAAUUGGCUUUCUAUUUUUUUCGCAUUUCUUCUUGUUUAUUUUAAUAUUUUAACCAUUUUUAUAUGUAUUAGUAAGAGUCCCGGUCAUAAAAAAAUAAAAAAUAAAAAUUGAAAAAUAAAAAAGUAGAAUGCACAUUUUCUUGAACAACUUUUUAAUACAAUAAGUAAAUCAAUAAUUAUUAUUAUUGAUCGAUGUGCAUAUCUGCAAACAAAAAUAUGCAACUCAACAUUUCUAUAUAUAAAAAUGUUAUUACCACUGGGCACUUAUGACUUUCAUAUUGACAAAGUAUGAUAUAGUUAAGUCUUUAAUCUUUUCAUUUCUCCAAGUCUGGAGUAGGGUUUUGUUCUUAUUUUUUUCAUUUCUUUCUUCUUCCAGUUAUCAUUGAAUGUACACUGUAUUGAAAACAUUGUCCUCGAUGUAACUGGACUCAAUUUGUAAUGAACUUAUUACAAAUUAUAUUCUAUCCAAUAAA
This is a messenger RNA of Aricia agestis (brown argus), 2622 nucleotides long. It is a transcript of the gene Pabp, whose product is annotated as polyadenylate-binding protein 1A. The transcript has 3 exons. The record is from RefSeq and is a predicted model, not a curated record. Gene Ontology annotation, molecular function: RNA binding. Lineage: Eukaryota; Metazoa; Arthropoda; Insecta; Lepidoptera; Lycaenidae. The coding region runs from base 320 to 2152 and encodes 610 amino acids. Gene Ontology annotation, cellular component: ribonucleoprotein complex.